This is a messenger RNA of Hevea brasiliensis (rubber tree), 2389 nucleotides long. RefSeq names its product protein LIGHT-DEPENDENT SHORT HYPOCOTYLS 4. The record is from RefSeq and is a predicted model, not a curated record. Bases 770 to 1429 code for a protein of 219 amino acids. NCBI's taxonomy places the organism in Eukaryota, Viridiplantae, Streptophyta, Magnoliopsida, Malpighiales, Euphorbiaceae. Gene Ontology annotation, cellular component: nucleus. Gene Ontology annotation, biological process: response to light stimulus; mRNA transcription. The transcript is spliced from 2 exons.
AUUUUUUUUAACACCAUCGCCUUUAUGCUGUCUCCAUCUAUCAUAUCUCUCUCUCUUUCUCUCUACUGUGUGAACCUCUUUCCAUUUCCAUAAGAGCCCUAAACAAGCUCAAGCUACUUCCACUCACCUUUUACCAUUAGCCCUCUCUCUCUCUCUCUUUCUCUCUAUGUAUAUAUAUAUAUAUAUAUCUUAGUGCUGGACUAGAUAGGUUAGGGACUUAGGAGCCCAGUUGCUACACCCUUUUUAGGGAAAAUUGUUUUUGCCAAACUUGCAGAUAAGAAAGUUAGCAAAAGCCCACCACCUACAUCAUAACCCUUUCAAGGGUUUCUAGAGAUUUGAAAGAAACCUCAAAACAAACAAACAGACUAUGCAGUUGCCCUACUUUAUCACUCUUUUCUCCUUCCCUAUGUACCCUAUCAUCAUAUAGAUAUCGUCCCUGUCAUUCUCCAUAUUCCAUUAAAUUUGAUUCCGUCUCCCUCUUUAAUGGCAUUCCUGAACCUUACCUACCUAAAGUUCUAAUACCUUUGAUGAUCAAAGACUUUUUUUGAGUUAUCUUUCUCAAUUCUUGAGGAGCUAGCUAUCUAUUUUAUUACUCUUAUGGGAUCAUCAAAUCCAUUCUGAAAUCUUUCCGUUAACUUACUAUUUUUGGGAUUUCUUACCCCUCUCUCUCUCUCUCUCUCUCUCUCUCUCUCUCUCUCUCUGUGGAGCAAACACCUUCAAGAUCACCUCAUAAACCUCUCCAAGAACGCUCAAGACCCACUUUCCAUACAUGGACUCCCUUCAAGAAUUUGACUCCACAUCCAUCACACUCCCGCUCACCUCCACAACCACCACCGCCCCCACUGCCUCCUCCUCCUCUUCCCCCACUUCCUCCACGUCCACUCUCAGCCGCUACGAGAACCAAAAGCGGCGAGACUGGAACACCUUCGGCCAAUACCUCCGCAACCACCGACCUCCACUCUCCCUCUCCCGCUGCAGCGGGGCGCACGUACUGGAAUUCUUGCGCUAUCUAGACCAGUUUGGAAAAACCAAAGUCCAUAUCCAACUCUGUCCCUUCUUUGGCCACCCAAACCCCCCUGCCCCAUGCCCUUGUCCUCUGCGCCAGGCUUGGGGUAGCUUGGAUGCUCUCAUUGGCCGCCUCCGUGCCGCCUUUGAAGAACAUGGGGGCAAGCCAGAGAACAACCCUUUCGGGGCUCGUGCUGUUAGGCUUUAUCUACGUGAAGUUAGAGAUUCACAAUCUAAAGCUCGAGGGAUUAGCUACGAGAAAAAGAAGAGAAAGAGACCCCCACAGCAACAGCAACAGCAACAGAGUCCUGCAUUGUUGAUGGCGCUGCCACCAGCACCAGCACCAGCGACCACUAAUACAAGUGAUGAUCAUGAAAUGCAGGAAAGUACUGAAACUUGGGAACCAAGCACAUCGAUCAGGUGAAGUCCCUGUUAACUUUUUGACACACAGAAUAAUGAAAAGCAAAUUAAUACUAAAUAUAUAAAUAAAAUAAAAAUCCAUAAAAACUGAAAUUCACAGUGUAGGGUCAGUUGGAGUUGACACAGAGAGAGAGAGAGAGAGAGAGAGAGAAAGAGAGAGGGGGGGUCCCACGUAGUCGUGCUCAGCUGUCAAUCAUGUCCCCUCCAGUAUGCACAUCAAAAUCCGGGCAAUCGCUUCAUCCCCGCAAAGCUGUCGCCACCUGGCUUCAUCACAGCCGCUGAAGUCAUAGUCUUUUACUUGAUGUGGACCAUACACAGAUGACACAGCACCCCCAUUUGUCAUGUCAAUAUGUGGAUUCCAUCCCAGUGAUUCAGUGGCUCUGUCACACACUCGUCACUGCGCACUGCUACCCUUUCUUUUCUUUUUCUAAGGUUCUAGAAUUCUAAACCAACCCAAGGCCCAAACAAUUUUUUGUUUUGAGACUGAAACUAUGGAUCCCUUAGGCUCAGGUGGAGCCCUAUUAGCAUGUGAUCCAUCUCCAAUUACUGAUGACUGCAAUCUCUGCCCAGUCUUAGUACCCAACGUUACCCCUUACUGGUCAUUACAAUUUUUUUUUCUCCAAAAAGUUUUAUAAGGCCUACAGGCCCAAGUACAAAGGGCAGUAAAGAAAAAACUCAGCACUCAAGCCCAACAACAUAGCAAGUCCAAGACCCAACAGACAAUAGAGAUCCGGCCAUUUGCAGAAGACAGGUAACAGUUGUGUCGUCGCACGCCAAGCCUGUCCAUACUCGAAGACCAAACAGAAGACCUCCGCAUGCAGAAGAAGGCCAUUAGUCACUACAAGAGAGAGAAGGAGAUAAGUUAGCAUUAAAAUGCAAUGAUUAUUAUUACUUUAUUGAAGUUUAACUAAUUGAAAGUGCAUUUCUGCUUAUUCUAUUAAUAUGGAUUUGAAUCACAUUUAAA